Molecule: messenger RNA, 1857 nt
Organism: Zea mays
Lineage: Eukaryota; Viridiplantae; Streptophyta; Magnoliopsida; Poales; Poaceae
Exons: 2
Coding region: 260-1411 (383 amino acids)
Source: RefSeq, a predicted model, not a curated record
ACUCCUCCGUCUCCGUUCUCGUCUCCGAAGACAAGAAGGGAACACGAACCGCCGGAGAUGAACACCGCCGGCGAGCCUCCUUUGGGGCACAAGUAAGACGGCGUAUACUGUAGCGCUUGUUUGGUCGUAAUAGGCAGGGCACGCCGCACGCGCCAUUCAUGUUUUGGUUGCCGAGUGAGGACGGUGGUUGUGGUUGGUUGGAGAGGGGAACGAAGGGGGAGGGAGGGUGCGGCGGCGGUGCUGUAAGUGGCGGUCAUCGAUGACGUUUCGGUUCCCGGUGAAGAACCAGCAGGGCACGAUCGACGGCAGUCCGUUUGCGCCGGCGACGGCGAGGGUGUCGAUGUUCCGGAGGCUGAUGGUGCGGGUGACCCCGGCCGAGCGGCUGGCAGCUGGGGACGGCAAGGAGAGAGAGAAGGACGAGAGGGGAGGGGAGGCGGAGGCUGGGUCGGUGGGGCUGGACAAGAUGGUGCUCAGCUUCAUGGAGGAGUCCUCCGCGGCCGUGGAGCGGCCGUCGCGCGGGCGGUGCGGCAACUGCUUUAACGGCAACCAUCAGGACGGCAGCGACGACGAGGACUUCGACUUCCUGCCCUCCGCCUCCGCGCCCGCCGCGGCGCCGGCCGCGGGCGGCGACGCCUUGGAGCUGCUGAAGGGCCUGGUGCAGUGCGCGAGCACGGCGGAGCGGAACCUCCUGGCGGACGCGUCGCGGAUCGCGGAGCGCUGCGGGCGGAAGAAGGCGGACGCCCGGCGCGCCGUGGCGGACGGGCUCCGCGCGCUCGGGUACGACGCGGCGGUGUGCACGUCGCGGUGGGACAAGGCCCCCUCGCACCCGGCCGGCGAGCACGAGUACAUCGACGCGGUGGUGGCGGAGGCGGAGCCCGGGGCGACGGACGGCGUCCGCGUCCGCCUCGUGGUGGAGGUGGACUUCCGGGCGGAGUUCGAGGUGGCGCGGCCCACCAAGGCGUACCGCGCGGCGCUGCAGGCGCUGCCGCCGCUGUUCGUGGGCACCCCGGAGCGGCUGGGCCGGGUGGUGGCCGUGGUGGCGGACGCGGCGCGGCAGAGCCUCCGCAAGCGCGGGCUCCACCUCCCGCCGUGGCGCAAGCACGAGUACAUGCGCGCCAAGUGGCUGUCCCCGCACGCCCGCAGCGGCGGCGGCGGCGGCCCGGACGAGACGCCGGCGCUCGCGACGCCGGUUCCCGCUUUCUCCGGCGUGUUCGAGCCGCGGUUCGGCGAGAAGCCGAAGGCGCCCGGCGACGACGGCAUUCCCGACGGCGGAGAUGACAAGAAGGCCACGGUCGUGGUGCCGCCGUCGCCGUGGCGGCCCGAGGCGGCUAGCAAGCUGAGCCCGCAGCCGCCGCAGGCAAGGAGGAAGGUGGUGACCGGGCUGGCGUCCCUGCUGCUGCUCGCCAGCUGAUCAACCCAAGGAGAUACGCUCUCCCCGGCUCCGGCUCCGGCUCCAAAACAAAUUUCCACCUUUUUUUUUUGUUGCCUCCCUUCCCUCGCUCGCGUUCGUCGAUCCGUCCGAGGGCCGGCUCCAGGUGUUUUAGCGGUUUUUUUCCGGCUCCUCGGAACAGUGAGAGAGAAAGAAACGCCUCCCUUUUCCCGUCGUUUUUUUCUUCUUCUUGUUCUUUCUGUUCAUGCGAGAAAAAAAAAACAAGAGUUUCAGUUGUCCGCGGCCCCGGGGGAACGGAAGGAAUCCGGGGCAGUUUUGGUUGGGUCCCCUUGCCCUCUGUUCUUGGGAGGAACUGAAGCCUCGGCCUGGCUUGCAGUGCUGUACCGUGUUCGUCAGGUCAUGUCAGGCUUGUGACUUCAAUUGAAAGAGGUACUACUACAGUAGUAGUAAAGAUACUGUUUCUGUUU